ACUACAAAAUUCAGUCGCACGCCAGACUUGCCACAGGUCGGACGCACCCAAGUGACUAGCAGUGUUUCAUAUUGUGAAGUGACAUCGUUUUGUGCAUUUGUUGUUUACGCACUAAACUGAAUUGUGAACGUUUUUUUGUGAACUAUUUGGAUAAUUCCGGAUAAGGAGUGCGAAAUUGCCGCAAAUAUUUUUAACCACAGCGAGGAUCCGUGCGGGCCGGGCGUCGUCCGCCGCAACAUGGUCGCCGAGUUCAUCCUCAGCCAGCAGCAGCUGCUGACCGCGGGGGGCGCAGCCCUGGGGCCCUCACCCUCGCCCUCCCGCGUGCCGCCUCCGUCGCGAGCACGCCUGUCAGUAUCACCCCACUUCCCGCUGGACCCGUCGCCGCAGCCCAGCCUGCACGGCGACCCCAACGAGUACGGCCCCAACUUCGACUUCUCCAAAAGGAAGGAGUUCUUCGGUCAGCGCAAGCAGCGGGAGUUCAUCCCCGACAACAAAAAAGACGACGGCUACUGGGACCGCCGGCGCCGCAACAACGAGGCCGCCAAGCGGUCCCGCGAGAAGAGGCGCUUCAACGACAUGGUGCUCGAGCAGCGCGUCGUAGAACUGUCCAAGGAGAACCACGUACUGAAGGCUCAGCUGGACGCCAUCAAGGAGAAGUACGGCAUCUGCGGCGAGACCCUCAUCAGCAUUGACCAGGUCCUGGCCACUCUGCCGACCUGCGAUCAGGCACUCUGCGUGACCAAGAGGACGAAGCUAUCGAGCGGGGCCCUAUACGCCCCGGUGCCCCCGCCGCCGGCGUCCGUCCCGCCCGCGUCGCCGCCGUCUCCGCCCCCACAGCGCGCCCCAGAGCCCUACCAGGAGAGGCUCCCGGCCCCCGAGUCGUUCUACCCCCACCCCGCCCACUACGAACCCCCGGGCUCGGUCCUCAACCUGUCCAGAUCUCGCCGCGCCCCUUCACCCUAUGAGCUGUCCUCCCUGUCGGGCUCCGGCGACGAGACCGCGGAGCCCUACGCCCCCGAGAACAACUGCCUCCCCCUCAAACUCCGCCACAAGUCGCACCUCGGCGACAAGGACGUGGCCAGCGCCCUCCUGUCCCUCCAGCACAUAAAGCAGGAGCCGGGGCCGCGGUCGUCGCCCUCGUGGGACGGCGAGGGCUCCAGCGACGAGCGGGAUUCGGGAAUCUCCCUGGGAGCGGAGUACAGGGGACCGCGGCCCGACGAGCGGCUGGCGGAGGAGGACGACGCGCACCUCAAGGCGGAGCUGGCGCGGCUGGCGACGGAGGUGGCGACGCUCAAAAACAUGAUGCACCAGAACAAGUCCCGCGCCAUGGAGCACUGAGGCCGGUCCUCGCCCGCUGCGCCUGAACCCGCAGCGACUCGCCGCCGCCCGAGGAGCGCCCGGACUGUCUCCCGCCCCUCCUCGUAGAAGUUACCACGAUGUAAAGAGAGAUAUAUUUGUAUGAUAUUGUGCAGCUGUACGCGGCUAAGUCGCAUCGCCUAACUGUAAUCCUUCCUAGUAGUUGUAUCGAUGUUAAUGUAAAGUAGUUCCCGCGGCCGGUGCGCGCUCUGCGCCGCGCCGGCGCGGGACCCCUGUUUACUAUAAGACUAAUUUUCGUUCGGUUUCAGACUUUUCGAGCAGAUAAAACUUAUCUACUCAGUGAUAGAUAUAAAAUGAUGCAUUUUUAGUGGUGAAACUAUGUAUAUGUUAAUUGUAAGCGCGGUAGAUCUGUUUCAUCUAUUCGAAGAUUCGUUAGAAAAUACGAUGGCUAAAGACUAUUUCAGUGUAAGUUAGGUUCUAAGUCAAUGUAAGCUUAGUUAAGUCGACCUAGAUGGUUAUUUAUAAUUGUAAACCUUAUUCUCAGGAACGUCUGAUUCCAAACCAAAAAACUAUCCUCCCCGAGAAGUCGCAUAUUUACAGAGUAUAUUCCGAUAAGGAUACCAGUGCCUUUACGAUACAUACCUACCUUGAAAAAUAUUUUUGUACAUUUAUUAGAGAAGCCAUUUUGUUCGAUAUUGCAUACGAUUAGAUAUCCGGAGACUGGACUCGAAGCUUAAACCGGGAAAUGCACAUUUGAACCGGCGCGAGCCGGCGAAAACUAGCUUGAGCCGGCUUUUACUAGUUUGAUCCGGUUAAAUUCGGAUAUUCAGUCGUGUGGCCCCACCAUGAGCGAUGUAAUCGUGAAGAGUAUUAUACGAGUAAUUUUUGUAAUAUUUGUAUACAUUUAGAGUCCGACCAUGGAUGGGGGUCAAAAGUAUUAUAAGUACUCGUAGUAGCCCAAGGCAUGUGAUAGGACUGAUGGAGCUAAGUAUUUAUUUAUUAAUGCCGCGAAAGAGGAUUUUACAAUUUAUUAUCUUUGUAUAAGAUACACUAUACGAUAUGAAUAAAUUGUGUACAUUAA
This is a messenger RNA of Aricia agestis (brown argus), 2398 nucleotides long. It is a transcript of the gene vri, whose product is annotated as nuclear factor interleukin-3-regulated protein. Gene Ontology annotation, biological process: regulation of DNA-templated transcription; circadian rhythm. The record is from RefSeq and is a predicted model, not a curated record. The coding region runs from base 238 to 1338 and encodes 366 amino acids. The transcript is spliced from 2 exons. Gene Ontology annotation, cellular component: nucleus. Gene Ontology annotation, molecular function: DNA-binding transcription factor activity; DNA binding. Lineage: Eukaryota; Metazoa; Arthropoda; Insecta; Lepidoptera; Lycaenidae.